Soboliphyme baturini is the source of this 951-nucleotide messenger RNA. Lineage: Eukaryota; Metazoa; Nematoda; Enoplea; Dioctophymatida; Soboliphymatidae. The record is from the annotation of a GenBank genome assembly.
AUGGCAAAACUUUUCGCAAAUGAACAAAAAGAUGCCGUCCCUAACGAUGGCAAAUCCGAAUUCAAUGAGAAACGGCGCGUAGAGAAAAUGAUGAUACGAAUGCUCGAGGGACAGCAACCAUCACGGCGCGACCUUUCUUGGCUGGUCGACAAAAUGAUCACUGUGCUAUCGAUGGAGCCGAUGUUGCUGGAACUCGAUCCGCCGAUAAUCAUUUGCGGGGACGUACAUGGUCAGCUAACCGACCUGCUACGACUAUUUAACCACGUCGGAUGGCCAGAGGAAUGUCGGUACUUAUUUUUAGGGGACUACGUUGAUAGAGGCGAAAGAAGCGUUGAAACAAUAGCGCUACUAUUUUUACUGAAGCUUUGCUAUCCAACCAAGCUGUAUCUGUUGAGAGGCAACCACGAGACAGCGAUGAUCAAUCGGAUAUACGGUUUUUACGACGAAUGUGUGAACAAAUAUGACGAAUCGAUUUGGAUUCAGUUCCAGGUAAAGCAUUCGCUGUACGUCAUGUGUGUCUUCUGCGCGCUGGUGGCGAAGCGCAUAUUUUGCACCCAUGGCGGUCUGUCGCAGUCGCUCACCAACUGGGAUCAAAUAAAGAACCUGAAGAAGCCGGCCGAGGUUCCGGAGCAGGGUCUGUUGUGCGACCUGCUGUGGUCGGAUCCGGACCCCGUAGGCAAAGGUGACCCCAACCGCGGAGUCAGCUACCUCUUUGGCCCCGACGUCGUAACAGAGUUUUGCCAGAACAUGGGCGUAGACCUCAUUGCCAGGGCUCACCAGGUCGUCCCAAAUGGCUUCGAAUUUUUCGCUGAUGGACGCCUGGUGACUCUGUUCAGCGCCCCGAACUACUGUGGAGUAUUCGAUAAUUCCGCCGGAGCAAUGGUCGUAGACGAGAACCUGAAAUGCCAGAUUAAGGUUCGUUUAAACUUUAAACUAAUAACAACCGAGUAA